Messenger RNA from Dryobates pubescens (Downy woodpecker), 1239 nucleotides. RefSeq names its product inositol polyphosphate-1-phosphatase (gene INPP1). Lineage: Eukaryota; Metazoa; Chordata; Aves; Piciformes; Picidae. Gene Ontology annotation, molecular function: inositol-1,4-bisphosphate 1-phosphatase activity. The record is from RefSeq and is a predicted model, not a curated record. The transcript is spliced from 6 exons. Gene Ontology annotation, biological process: phosphatidylinositol phosphate biosynthetic process. The coding region runs from base 91 to 1224 and encodes 377 amino acids.
GGUUAAAGCGGCGGCGUGACGUGUUCCGGUCGGCUCCGCCCCACGGGGUCGCCCCGCAGGAGCUGUCAGCGGCCCCGGCUCCGGGUGGCCAUGGCAGGGCUGCUGCAGGCCCUGGUGGGGGCCUCGGAGAAGGCUGCCCACAUCGCCCGGCUGUGCCGCGGGGAGCAGCCUCUCUUCCAGCUGCUGGUGGCAGAGAAGAAGGGCACCGACAGGAACAGGAGGUUCCUGCGGGACUUCAAGACCCUGGCAGAUGUCCUCAUCCAGGAGGUCAUCAAGCAUGACCUGGGCAAGGAGUUUCCAGACCUGCGUGGCCACAUCCACGGCGAGGAGUCCAACGAGUUCCAGACCGGGCAGGGGGACACGGUGACCGUGCAGGUCUGCGCCAGCCCCGGGGACACGGCGGCUCUGCUGCUCUCGGUGCUGGAGCCCGAACGGGAGGCUGCGGAGCUGCUGGCGGCCGCGGUGCACCGGGAGGUGGUGCUGAGCGACGCGGAGCUGGCAGGCGUGGAGCUCGGCGUCCACCCCCGGGACCUGGCCGUCUGGAUUGACCCCAUCGACUCCACCAACGAGUACAUCGCGGGGCGUGAGGAUGUGACCCCCCUGGAUGGCAUCGCCCCGGGGGGGCUGCGCUCGGCGCUGGUGCUCAUCGGGGCCUACGACCGCCGCACCGGGAGCCCGGUGCUGGGGGUCAUCAACGAACCCUUCUUCCAGCGGGACCCCCAGAGCCGCAGGUGGCAAGGGAGGUACCACUGGGGGGUCGCCUACGGUGCCACUCGGCUGUCCUCGCUGAGCGUCCCCCCCCCGCGCCCCACUCCCUGCGUGGUGCUGAGCCGUGCGGAGGGGGCUGCGGUGCGGGGGGCCCUGGAGCCCCUCUGCGGGGGCCGCCUGCGGUUCGCCGCCGGGGCCGGCUACAAGCUGCUCUGCGUCAUCCUGGGGCUGGCAGAUGCCUACGUCCUGUCCGAGGGCACCACCUUCGCCUGGGACGCCUGUGCCCCCCAUGCCAUCCUGCGGGCCCUGGGCGGGGGCGUGGUGGCCCUGGCGGAGGCCCUGCGGGCACGGCGGGAGGGGGACGCGGGACCCCCGGCCGAGCUGGUCUAUAACCGGCCGGUGGAAGGGGCGGGGGGAGCCGAGCGCUGGGCCAACCGGGGGGGGUUCGUGGCCUACCUGCACCCCCAGCACCUCGAGGCCGUGUUGGCAGCGCUGGGCACCGUGCCCGGGCUGUGAGCCCACAGCAGCUGG